Messenger RNA from Triplophysa rosa, 4211 nucleotides. RefSeq names its product transmembrane O-mannosyltransferase targeting cadherins 1 (gene tmtc1). Lineage: Eukaryota; Metazoa; Chordata; Actinopteri; Cypriniformes; Nemacheilidae. Bases 795 to 3197 code for a protein of 800 amino acids. Gene Ontology annotation, biological process: protein O-linked glycosylation via mannose; RNA processing. The transcript is spliced from 20 exons. Gene Ontology annotation, molecular function: protein binding; mannosyltransferase activity. The record is from RefSeq and is a predicted model, not a curated record.
AUGAAAGUCCCUUUAGGAUUCAACACUAUGACGGUAAGUCGUGUUAUGUAUAAGGUGUUUUUUUAGCCUAUUUCUAUACAGUUGCUAGGGGGAUCCAGGUUAUUAUAAGUGUAACAGAAUGAUCAAUAGUAAAUCAUUCAUCACUAAUAUCAGAAACACCUUUAAGACCCAGAGGAUUACGGUGUUGUGAUUGUUAUGAGACAGAAAGGAUGCUGCUUGUGAGGUACUCCACUUGUGUGUGUGUGUGGGAAUGAGAGGGAUGAAAAUACCCAUGAGGCCAUAGAAAUGUGUGUGCAGGAGAGCUGUGAGAGUAUCUCAGCUUGAUCCUCGUGUCUUUUAUCUGCUCUUUGAUGCAGGCUCUUGAAAAACUUCAGCUGUCUUUUGGAGACGUGCACAGAGAGUUGGAGCUUAAAGCAGAGGCUAGCGUGUGGAAAACGCGAGACUCGAUGUUAAAUGAGUGGUGAACUCACCUUUAUGUUCGUCCAGUCUUCUCAGGAACACCGAAAGGGAAAAUAUUAAAGAAUAGUUGCACAUCUCUUGACAAUCAAGUGGAUUCAAAAACAGUAUUGGUCUCAAGGCUUGGUAGUCAAGGCUAUAUGUUGCUAGUCAUAGCUGGGGGAACGGUAUCUGACAAUGGAGAAUGUUGCUGUCAGAUACCGUUCCCCCUCUGUUCCAUUGGAUAGAAAGUUUAUACUUGUCUCACAUUAACUCUGCUGACUUUAACACCAAAACAAACAGGCCUGAUUUCACUAAAUUUUCUAUCAAAGCAGGAGAACGUAUCCUGACAACUAAGAAUGUUGCUGUCAGAUAAGGCUCCCCGCGUAACACCUUUUGCUGCACCCUGGUCAUCAUUAAUUGUUAUAGUAUGGUUAAACAUUCUGCUGGCCGGCAUGACCCCGUUCUACUUCCACCUGGUGAACGUGUGUCUGCACUGCACGGUGACAGCACUGCUCAUGCACACCUGUGAACUGUGUGUGUUUGACGACAGCCGCCUGUCCUUCCUCACCGCCCUCCUCUUCUCAGCGCACCCCAUUCACACAGAAGCGGUGUCUGGGAUCGUGGGGAGAGCUGAUGUGUUAGCCAGCAUGUUAUUCCUUCUGGCCUUUCUCUCCUAUAUUAGGAGUGUGUCAGCAGGCGGAAGGGCGGACGUUUUCCCCCCCACAGUUUCUGUCCCGUCGCUGUCUCUCAGUCUGUUGCUGGGCACCUGCGCCAUGCUGGUGAAAGAGACGGGCAUCACGGUUUUUGGUGUCUGCGUCCUCUACGAUUUCCUGGUGAUCUGCCGUAAACCUCUCGUCUCGCACUUGUCACACUCCAGGUUGAAGGCGCUCGUGAGAGAAUCUUCUCCGUUCAUCAAGCGCGCCUGUGUCGUCUCAUUACACGUCAUCGUCAUCAUGUCUAUUCGCUUGUGGUUGAUGGGUGGCUCCAUGCCACUGUUUUCAGAGCAAGACAAUCCUGCAUCUUUCUCUCCGUACCUGCUGACAAGGUUUCUCACGUACUGUUAUCUGCUCGCCUUCAACGCCUGCCUCUUACUGGCCCCCAUAGUGCUUUGCUACGACUGGCAGGUGGGAAGUAUUCCUCUGGUUGAAUCUCUGUGGGACGGACGGAAUAUUGCAUCUCUGCUUCUGGCUCUGGUGAUGCUGGCACUGAGCAUGACCUGUGUUACACAUCUGCAGAAGAUGGAAGGAAAGGAGGUGUUAGUAGGCGUGCUGUUCCUGGUCUUUCCCUUCAUCCCAGCCAGUAAUCUCUUCUUCCGUGUGGGAUUUGUGGUGGCGGAAAGAGUUCUCUACAUGCCCAGUAUGGGCUACUGUGUUCUGGUGGUUCAUGGACUGAACAGACUGUAUUCAGUGGUCAGUCGAUGGGGUGCAGCCGCGCUUACAGUGUCCGUGCUGGUUGUUCUUCUUCUCUUGUCCUGGAAGACGGUCCAACAGAAUGAGAUCUGGCUCUCCAGAGAAGCCCUGUUCAGGUCCGGCAUUCAGACUUUACCUCACAAUGCUAAAGUUCAUUACAACUACGCCAACUUCCUGAAGGACAGAGGCAGAAACCAAGAAGCCAUUCACCACUAUAAAUCUGCCCUCGGUCUGUACCCACGACAUGCCAGCGCUCUGAAUAAUCUGGGCACCCUGACUCACCAGGCUGAGGAGGCUGAAAUGUAUUACAGGAAAGCGCUGGACAUUAACCCUCAACACAACAGAGCUCUGUUCAACCUGGGCAACCUCCUCAAGUCUCAGGGGAAGGAGGAGGAGGCUGAGAGGAUGUUACAGGAAUCAAUUUGGUUCGGUCCACAUUUCGCUGAUGCCUACUCCAGCCUCGCCUCUCUGUAUGCUGACCAGGUCUCUCUUUCCCCCUCUCAGGGGCGUUCAAAAGAAGCAAAUGAGAUUUACACAAAGGGUAUUGAGAACUGCCCGGAGAGUUCUGACCUCCAUAAUAACUACGGUGUGUUCCUGGUGGACACUGGUCACGGGGACCGUGCUGCAUUUCAUUACCAGGAAGCUGUCCGUCUGAAGCCAGCUCACUAUGUUGCCAUGGUGAACCUGGGCCGCCUUCUUCGCUCCUCCAAUGACAAUGAAGAAGCAGAGUUAUGGUACAAAAGGGCCCUGCAGGUGGUCCGUAAGGUGGAGAUCUUGACCCCUCUGGGUGCUUUAUACUAUAACACGGGUAGAUAUGAAGAAGCGCUGGAGGUUUACAGAGAAGCAGCCACGCUUCAGCCGGACAGCACUGAUAUCUGGCUCGCUCUGGCGCAGGUUUUAGCCAUGGCGGGCCGCUCUACAGAGGCAGAGAAGAUGACCCUGGGCAUCAUUUCAAAGACGGGCGACUGCAUUGAAUGUUACCGCUUGUUGUCCGCCAUCUACAGCAAACAAGGCAACCACACUGAGGCCUUGGAUGCUUUGAAAAAAGCCCUGCGGCAGGAGCCGUUAGACGCUGCGGUGCGGGCAGAGCUGCAUUUCUCCGUGGGCAACCAGCUCAGAGAGAUGAACGAUCUUGACCAGGCCUUCCAGAGUUACAAGCUUGCUGUUGAACUCAAACCCGACCAGUCGCAAGCGUGGAUGAACAUGGGCGGCAUUCAGCACAUCAAGGGAGACUAUGCAGCAGCGAGAAUGUACUACCAAAGAGCCCUUCUACUUUCACCCGGUUCCAAACUGCUAAAAGAGAAUCUGGCCAAGCUGGACAGACUUGAGAAAAAACUACAAGGGACGUAAAACAACGGCGUGACUUGAGCUGUCGGCUGAAUCACAGAAGAGCAGUGACCAAGAGAGAUGGGUGGGCGUGGGACAAUGCAAACUACAGCUUUCAAGACUCAGGAGUUGAUAAAUGGCCUCCGUGCUUUACAAGAGGGGGUCUUAAAUUGAACUAAUCCAAAUAGCCUCUCCAUCCAGGAAUGGACCGUGCCGUUACCUCUGACCUCAGCGCAUCUUACAGAACCAUAUUUCAGGAGUCCUCACCAGUGUCCAUGCGUGUCGUACCCAAAGCCAUUUUACACUUUACAGGUCGGAUGGCGAGAGCAUUUCUGAGACUUGACUGCAGAUGGAAGGGUCCACUUUAGAUAAUGGGCCGUCAGACCUUUAUACAGAAGAUCCGUCUCCGAGGCCUUUUUCUGGGAUCCGAAGGCAGAGCCGUAGCUGUUCCACCCGAGCGCCGGAGCUCGAUCCGCUUGACUGAUUGCGAAGCCUCGAAAAGCAUUUCAGACAAAAUGUUGUUAGAGAUGACUGGUGCUUCUGUUGUGUUCCAUGAACAUGGAAGAAAUCCGUGGGUGGUCUGCGUUCUUCCAAUUGUUUUGUUUCAUGUUGGAAGUGUUUACGAGUGAUUUAAAUGAAGGAAAACGUGACAGCAUGUUUUAUCAUGUGCUUUAUUUUGUCUUUAUUAUACAUGCUAUCAUUGUGGAAUGUAUCGUGGACUAAAGGCAUAUUGACCUGUGCAGUGCAUUACAUAUCAAGAACCCUCAUAAGCUGUUAUACUGAUGACGCUUAAAAUUCUAAUGAUGAACAUCGUAUCCUUGAACUAGGUCACCAUGUGAUUAAAUAGAUUUGAGUCUUUUUAAGUGGUGGCCUGGAUUUGUCAUGCGGUACCCUCGAUUAUACCGUAAUCUUUGCACUUACGUUCGGUUGCCAUAGGAACUGUCAUCAAGAACAUUUCUUGAAUUCAGCAGCCGUGCUAAACAUGUCAAUGUGAAGCGAUGUAUCAUUAUUUAAUAAAUAUCAUCUAGUAUCUCUAAA